AAAAAAUACUAGCAAGAAAAAGACCCAAAAGGGCUUGACAUGAGAAGGGUGUCCCUUGCCCCGUCCAAAACAAGAAAGUGGCAUUACCUUAUUAUGCCUUUAGCUUAUCCAAGAAACCAUUUAUUAAAGAUUAUUCAAGAUAUGACCCAUAAUUAAUUAUACCCUUAAUUAUGGAUUAAGGAGAUAGUCAAUAGCUAUACACUGGAAUCAGUAAAAACACAGAAACCACUAAUCCCAUACCCUACCUUCUCCCUCUCUUCUACUCUAGUACUCCUAGUACUUCCCCUUCUCUCUCUCUCUCCUUUUCUUUCCCUUCUCUUCUUUAUCUUACGGAGAAGGGCCAAUAAACGCCGUAACGAGCUCUCCCUUAGAACGCCGUUACUUUCCCAAACCUCUUGACUCGCGUCACGUGCCUCUCUAAAUAUUGUUCCCUAUGGUUUUAGACCAGCAAUUAAACUUGCCACCAAAUACCGUUGACGGCCAGCCCACUAACGGCGUUGACACUCGCUCCGCUUCCAUCGAUGGCGGAGAUGACGGCAGUAAAGCCCCUAGACUCCCUCGAUGGAGUAGGCAAGAGAUUCUCGUCCUCAUCCAAGGUAAAAAAGUCGCCGAGAAUCGGGUCAGGAGAGGCCGGACGGCUAGCAUGGCUUUUGGCUCCGGUCAGGUCGAACCCAAGUGGGCAUCUGUCUCAUCGUACUGUAAAAGGCACGGGGUGAACCGGGGGCCGGUUCAGUGCCGGAAGAGGUGGAGCAAUUUAGCUGGUGAUUAUAAGAAGAUAAAAGAAUGGGAAUCUCAGAUACGCGAGGAAACGGAAUCGUUUUGGGUGAUGAGGAACGACUUGAGGAGGGAAAGGAAAUUACCGGGCUUCUUCGAUAGGGAGGUUUAUGAUAUUCUGGAUGGAGUUGGGGAUGUUUCGGCGGCCGCCCCGGGGCUCGCCCUGGCUCUGGCUCCAUCGACGGAGCCGGCGGAGGAUAUGGAGGCGGUAUUCGAUAGCGGGAGGAGCGCGGCGGCUGAAGAUGGGCUCUUUUCGGACUUUGAGGAGGCCGGCGGGAGCCCCGAAAAGGGGCCAGUUGCUGGUGCUGCUAAGGAGGUUCCACCAAUAAAGGCGGCAGCAGUGGGAGUUGCUGCUCCUGUACCCAUUUCAGAGAAGCAGUACCAACCAACUCUUCAAGCAGAUCAAGCUCAAGGUACAGCAAAUGAGAAACAGCCAGCUUCCAAUCCUGAAGUGGGUUUGGGUUCUGCCUCACAUGAGAGUCGGAAACGGAGACGGUUCACAACAGAUGGGAAUGAAGAAACGAUCAAUGUCCAGAAUCAUUUGAUUGGUGUCUUGGAAAAGAAUGGUAAGAUGCUGACUGCUCAACUUGAAGCGCAGAACACCAAUUUCCAAUUGGACCGGGAGCAGCGGAAGGACCAUGCAGAUGGCGUGGUUGCUGUUCUUAAUAAGCUUGCAGAUGCUCUUGGAAAAAUCGCUGAUAAAUUGUAGCAAAAGGCAAUCUGAAGACUGUACAUAAUGAAGCUUCUCUCUUAGUUCCAUACAAGAUAGAUGAGGUUGAAGUAUUGGUGAAUUAAUUUUGAAGAAUUUUUCUAGGAUCACAUUCAAGAUGGUUUCACAUCCUUUUUUGUUUUCUCCCAUUUUCUGAAUAUUUUUCCUUUACAUUUCGACACUUGGUGGCUCAGCGCCGCGUAUAGGGUCUAUACACAGGUAAUAAAGUUGUGGAUUUUAGAGUACAUAAUACCACAUUUUAUUACUUAUCCAGAGAGUUUAUAUAGAUCUUGAUUUCCUGUUUGAAGUUCGGGAGAUUUGUACA
Messenger RNA from Hevea brasiliensis (rubber tree), 1808 nucleotides. Its product is annotated as trihelix transcription factor ASR3. NCBI's taxonomy places the organism in Eukaryota, Viridiplantae, Streptophyta, Magnoliopsida, Malpighiales, Euphorbiaceae. The record is from RefSeq and is a predicted model, not a curated record. Bases 434 to 1483 code for a protein of 349 amino acids. The transcript has 3 exons.